AUAGUGAUUCUGUGCAAUUAAAAUUCUGUGGAUUUCGAUUUCAUUCUGGUUUUAAAAAAGUUUGUUUUGUUGAUAAAAUUUUGCAGAGGUAAAAAAGUAAUACAACAAUAACUCAAAAUGAAUUACGGUGAUAUGCAUAGGUUUUUCUUACGAACAGUGGCAAGUCAGGGAAUAUUGAGUGUCUCAAAAGCGCAGGACGUUUUAAAUAAAUCUUUUCCCGAACAAUUUAAAACUACAAUAGGAGAUCUGAUACAAGAGGUUAACAAAAAAAUAAAACCUUUUGAUCAAAAGAUCAAAAUUGUAUACAAUGAUGAAACUUCAGAGGAAAAUCUGGUUUUCCUCUUCAUUGCAUCUGAUGAUGCAGCCAAAUCGCAGACUAUAUUUUCACCACAAGAGCUAGAAUUCUUCAGAAAAAUAAUGGAGGAGAUCAUGACAACAGAAAAUAGACAAAUAGAUUCAAACUAUGCUUUGAAUUUAGUCAAUAAUUUGAAAUUGACUAAAACUGAAGCACAAAAAUUGCUCAAGAUGUGGUGUACAAUGUAUUAUCUUGUUGAGAAAAAUACAAAUUACGCUCUCGGGCUACGUGCCAUACACGAAUUUGAAGGGUACAUGCUCGAGAACAUGCCAGAUAUUAUACAGAAAUGCUGUCUUUGUAAAGACAUUGUCUACCAGGGUUACAAUUGUCCAUUUUGUGAUAAAGCUGUUCACACACGAUGUUUAAAUGCGUACGGGCGAGCUAAAUGGCCAUGUUGUAAGGAAGAUUUUGAUGAAGCUCAGCUCGAGAGAUAUAAUCAAGGAAGCUUUGAAGAUAUGGCAACACCACAACCAAGCACCAGUAGGAGUAGCCAAGCCUAUCACAGAUCAAACAGUAUUGAGGAGAGUUUGGAUGUAUCACAACUGCAGCCCAGCACCAGUCGCACUCAGAUACUCAGUAUGGACACUUCAGACGAUGAGUUCGAGAUGACCCAGGGGUCUACAAUACCAGGAAUUUCACAGAGGAUUGGUAGAAAAAGGAAAAGGCCCACGAGGGAUUAAUAUUUUUAUAAUGAACAGAAGGUACGAGAAAUGUAAUUGAUUUAUUUUGUUAUUCAUCAGGCGAAAUACCGACAAAUCAUUAUCAGCCUAUUUUACAGGAACAAGAGACUCCUUACAGGAGAGCGGAUGUAGAGCUUAGACCCACCAUGCUGUUCCAAUGCUGGUUGGCCGGCUUAGGGUGAUAAUGUUAAAUUCAUUUACAACCACAAUCAGAUACAAUAAUACAAAUCUUUAUUGGUAAAAAUAUACAAGGUUUAUCAAAAAUCAUUGUUGAGACCUUCUUUUGGGCAGGCGCCUGUGACAGAAAGCCUCACUCUGCCAUAGCUACGAUACGAGUAACAUUUCACACAUGCACACACACCUAUACAUUCAUACAUGAAUGUAUAGGUACGUGUGUGUGUAUUUGUGUGUGUGUGGUGUUGUUAAUGAGAAUGACCGGGUCCAAUGAAUAACGUGUUCUGCGAGGAACACCAGGGUGUAGCACCACCAACUUCCCAUUUCUGGGCUAAGAAUUGUAAUAAAAUGUAAAGAAUAAAAAACUCAACCCAAGAUUCGAACCCAGGACCUCAUGAUCUGAAGUCACACUCCCAUGAUAUGCGGGCGACGGGGAGGAAAGGACUGCGCGCGGGGCAGAGGCUGGAAGUGGGGUGCAUCAGUUGUAGGUUUAUCUGUCAUCGAGGUUAUCUAAACACCUCCCGACCCCUGCAGACCAUCUUGAAUUUGCCAAAAUAUAACGUUCCUGUUCCCCUCAAAAUUAUGACAAUAGUCUAGAAGGUUGAGAUGGAACUCAUGACCACUUGUGUUGUCGUGUUGAGUCUAUUACCGUGGAGCUAUUGAGCUUUCUUUCUAUUUUUUUUUUUGAAUUUCAGGGCUUUGUUGUCGGUUUUUCUUAAAGAAUAGCAAAAUAUAUCAAUUAUUAUUCAUUAAUGUUUUAUUCUACUUUUAAUUUCUUGAAUUCUAAUUUAUAAAUAAUGUAUGUGAUAAUUUACCUCUCAACAAUAAUAAUUAACAAUGUAAAACGGCUGUGUAUUGUUGAAGUUAAUUAAAAUGAGACCAAAAUUAACAUAAUUUUUAAUUAUACUGAAUUUGAAUUACGAUUAAGUUACACUAGUUAUUCAUAUUGUUAUGUUAUUACUAUUAGUUAACUAUUAUGAUUAUUUUAGUUAAAGUUAAUUAAAUUAAAAUAAUAGCUGUUAUGUUAUAAUCCUUAAGGAUUUAAUGUUUACUUAUUAAUUAAUUAUAAUUAAUUAUGUUACUGAAAGUCUAUAGACCACUCAGACCAAUUACGUAAGAACUUGCCUUGCUAGACGUCACCCCUCUGUCAAAGUAUAAGAUCAACGAUCUAAUGCUUAAUCUUAUUAAAACUGUCUCUAUAUAAUCGCUAUUUCAUAGUUUUCAUUGUGUAAAGAACAUCGUAAAAUGCCUUUUUGUAUGGUUAAAUGGUGUAAAAAACGGUUAUAAAAUUUUAAAAAAAAACAAUAUCUAAAACGUCCAGGGCGCGUAGAAACCGUCAUAAUAAACAUGUACCGAGGAAAUAACAUAAGUAUAUUAAUUUUACGUAAACUGACAGUAUUAUAGAAAUAGUAGUAGCAAGUAGUAAGAUUAUUUCAACGAAUAACCGGUAUUUACGUAAUUUUGUUGAAAUCAUUAUGUUAUAUAUUCGUAAAACGAAAAAUCUCUGUCAUAUGAUGUAAUCAAGAUCAUUUCGUUGAAAUAACUGUGUUAGAUGAUCACAAUUAGAAAAUUCGAUGAAAAGCGAUGUAAUGUGUUAUUAUUUGAAUGGUACACCGAGUUACAUAAUAACCCUGCUGGUGAUAUCGUAGUGAAGGGCUAAUUUGUCAUAGAAUAAAAAAUUUCCCUUUUUACCGCAAUAUAUUUUUCAGUCAGUUUUUAUAUUUUUCUGGUAAUGAUACAGUAAUAAACAAAUAAAACUAUUUUGUAUAUUUUUACAA
Molecule: messenger RNA, 2987 nt
Organism: Bicyclus anynana (squinting bush brown)
Lineage: Eukaryota; Metazoa; Arthropoda; Insecta; Lepidoptera; Nymphalidae
Gene: Nse1
Exons: 5
Coding region: 118-1035 (305 amino acids)
Biological process (GO): double-strand break repair via homologous recombination; DNA damage tolerance
Cellular component (GO): Smc5-Smc6 complex; nucleus
Molecular function (GO): ubiquitin-protein transferase activity
Source: RefSeq, a predicted model, not a curated record